Molecule: messenger RNA, 1140 nt
Organism: Alternaria ventricosa
Lineage: Eukaryota; Fungi; Ascomycota; Dothideomycetes; Pleosporales; Pleosporaceae
Exons: 2
Coding region: 1-1140 (379 amino acids)
Source: RefSeq, a predicted model, not a curated record
AUGACGAGCAAGAUGGAGCUUCUGGAGUGUCCCAUGUGUAACUUCACCGUGCUUCAGAAAGAUGACUACAUUCUCCAACUACACUUUGAGCAAGUGCAUACUGCGAACUCUCCUUUCGUGAUAGAAGACGACCCAGAACCGUUACCCCCGUCGUUGCCCCUCAGGCCUUCCUCACUCCGCCACGACACUGAGGACACGCCUUCCUCCGACGACUCAGAAGAGGAGGAAAGCACCACAGUGUGCCCUGACCCCAACUGCGGCGAACUCGUUCCUCUCUCCGACUUCAACGACCAUCUCGAAUACCACAACGCAGAAACUUUAUCAUUUGACGAGACUACAGGAAAGUAUCAUUCUCAUCAUUCAUCCGCUACUAUGCAAGGCUCGACCUCAUCUCGUCGUUCCCAUGCGAGUCAGUCAAGGAUCACAACAUCCGAGCGAAGUUUCAGCACAGACUUGUCAGAUGCUUUGAAGAGGACUGAUGCUCACGGCCGCAAAUCGAAGAAGCACCCACAUCGGCAUCGGCGCGACACCGAUGAGAGCGAGAAGAGUACCAUCGGAAGGAGUAUUCUAGGUUUUAAUCCUUUUGCGAAACCCGACAAGUCCGUCAAGCCACCGAUCAAAAGUGCUCGGCUAGGUAAAUCCGAACUGGGACCCUACGCUUGGGAGAAUCGAAUGCCUAGGUGGCUGCACGAUCAGCUGGAUGCCGGCCCUAAGAUCACUGCCGUCAACCGCAUCGGCCGAGAUGGCCGCCUAAUCAAGCAUGAUCAGGUGCAGAACGAGACGCCAGGCAUCAUUCCCAUCCUCGCGCAACUAUCUGCUCUUGAUCGGACCGUGAAGGAAGCAUAUUACUGCCAUCCAUCGACACUCCACGUUGGUAAAACCCCAAGCGAGGGUGGCUUCUGCGGUUACCGGAACAUACAAAUGCUGCUAUCCUACAUUCAGGGCGCCAAGGCUCAAGGCUACGAAGAAUUUCCAGGACGGCUGCCAACUAUUCUGAAGAUGCAAGACCACAUUGAAGAUGCCUGGGACAAAGGCAUCAACUCAAUCGGCCGUGUUCAGACUGGUGGUAUCCGUGAUACCAGAAAGUACAUUGGCACACCAGAGGUGACAUCUUACUUACCUUCAACUGUUCUCUACUAA